This is a messenger RNA of Anolis sagrei ordinatus, 2795 nucleotides long. RefSeq names its product trans-2,3-enoyl-CoA reductase (gene TECR). Gene Ontology annotation, biological process: very long-chain fatty acid biosynthetic process. Lineage: Eukaryota; Metazoa; Chordata; Lepidosauria; Squamata; Anolidae. Gene Ontology annotation, molecular function: oxidoreductase activity, acting on the CH-CH group of donors. The record is from RefSeq and is a predicted model, not a curated record.
CUUGGGAAGCUACUUUCUCAGCGGUGGAUGCCUUGCUUCUCUUGAAGACUAUUCCAACUAAGAGUGGCCCAUCCACAUGUAGAACUUGCACACUGGGGAGCAAGCUGUAACCCCAGUUGUUCUUUUGUGCCCCCGUUUGGGGGGAAGAUUUGGCAGCUGUGUGGCAAGGCAUGGAUGGAAGCCUGGUUCUUGUAGAGGGGCGUGUGCCCCAUCAGAGAAAUGAUAUGGGAUCCAAAUCUUCUUCUAAGAAAUCUAAAAGGGCUGUUCUUUUUUUCGAGGUGGAGAUCCUGGAUGGCAAGACCCGGGAAAAGCUGUGCUUUCUGGAUAAGGUAGAGCCAAAUGCCACCAUAGCAGAAAUCAAGAACCUCUUCCAUAAAAAUCACCCUCAGUGGUAUCCAGCACGGCAGUCUCUACGACUCGAUCCCAAGGGGAAGUCUCUCAAGGAUGAAGACAUCCUUCAGAACUUGCCUGUGGGCACCACCGCAACCAUAUAUUUCCGAGACUUGGGAGCACAGAUCAGCUGGGUGACAGUCUUCCUCACAGAGUAUGCUGGACCACUACUGAUCUAUUUGCUCUUUUACUUCCGGGUGCCCUUCAUCUAUGGUCGGAAAUAUGACUUCACUUCCAGCAAGUACUCUGUUGUACACCUGGCCUGCAUCUGCCACUCUUUCCACUACAUCAAGCGCCUCCUGGAGACUCUCUUCGUUCAUAGGUUCUCCCAUGGGACGAUGCCCUUGCGUAACAUCUUCAAGAAUUGUACUUACUACUGGGGAUUUGCUGCCUGGAUGGCAUAUUAUAUCAACCACCCUUUGUAUACUCCGCCUGCAUAUGGACAUGAACAAGUAAAACUGGCACUUAUUUUAUUCCUGUUUUGUCAAGUGGGAAAUUUCUCAAUCCAUAUUGCUUUACGAAACCUGCGCCCCGCUGGUUCAAAGACCAGAAAGAUCCCAUAUCCUACCAAGAAUCCUUUUACAUGGCUUUUCUUGUUCAUCUCUUGCCCUAAUUAUACCUAUGAGGUGGGAUCCUGGAUUGGCUUUGCUAUCAUGACUCAGUGCCUUCCAGUGGCUCUGUUCUCCCUGGUUGGAUUUAUCCAAAUGACCAUCUGGGCAAAAGGAAAACACCGAAGUUAUCUGAAGGAGUUCCGGGAUUAUCCGCCACUGCGUUCACCUAUUAUCCCUUUCCUGCUCUGAGCUGGAGGCAGCCACCUCUAGGUCUGGGCUGGCAGGCUUUUUAAAAACCUUGUGAGCAGCUGUUUUUGGAGUCUAAAAGCAGGGUUGUCUCUUGCUGUCUGCACUACGAUCUGAAUGAAACUGUAGGGAUUCCUUGCUUCUGUAGGUUACUUGCCCCGCUUCCCAAUCCUGUCCCCAGUAUCUUCCUCCAUAUCCCAUUCCAGAACAUCUCUGAGCUUGGAAUCCCCCUUUUCCUACAAGAUUGCAUGGAGCCAAAUGCUGCAGCAGAGAAGAAAUAACAAUCAAAUUGUACCAAAAGUGGUGCCACUGAAACAGCUGCCAGGCAUUAUAGUUGCAAGAGCCAAUGCCAAAAACAGAAUCUAGGCUUAGAACCUCACUCAAAGGCAAAAAUUGUUUUCCCACUCUUAUCUACUUCAGAAAACAAGGGCUAGCUCUACUGCUCAAUGACAUUUUGGAGACUUCCUGCCACUUAGCCCUCCCUGGUGUGCCCUCUAAUGCCAGGUUCUGGUAUGGCAUAAACCUGGUUUCCCUUUCUGUAAUGCUUCCCCAUUAAAAAAAUCUGUUAAGAUACUUAAUGAAAUGAGUAGGAACUGAUAAGGACUUCUUGAGGUCGUCUUCAAAUCUUAUAUAGCAUGGCCUUGUGUACCCUUUGGCCCCUUCUCAGCCAAUAGGAACUUGUGUUUGAGGCCUAUAUUUUUAAACCUAUGGAAUAAGUAAUGCCAGUGUUCUUCCAAGGCCAACAGUGCAGUUGUGGCUACCUAUUGUGGUAAACUUGUGUUAUGGUUCUGCAUGAGUUAACAGGACAAAACUGGCAUGAUGCAAGAGCAACUUGGGGUCUUCUAUAGGUUGCCACCACAUAGUCUUAAUCACAAAUGCCUCCCCCUUCCACUAUAGUGAUUUGUGUCUUAGUCACACUGAGCAGCCCUGAUUUCUGAUUCCUGUGCCCAAGUGCAGCAGGAAGUUCUUCUCCAAGUUUUCUCUUCUAUGGGAGAUGGUAAAAUAGAUUCUUUAUCCUUAAAGGGAGAUCAUCAAAAGUGGUCUUUGAAAAGCCUGGCUUUCCUGCAAAGCUUGCUGUCUAUUCCACUGUCAGCCACUUCCAAGCAUUUAGAUCUGGCUUACUUCAGUAUUUGCUGCAGUAUGAUAGGACUAUUGUCGAAAGCUCUAUCUACAACUGCACUGAGAAACUCUUGGAGAAAGGACUGCUUUGAAACAAACCUUUUAGCCAUUUCUUGUUCAUGGAGAAGAAAAGAAAGACCUACAUUCUCGCUAUAAGGAAAAUUAAGUGUUAUAGAAAUGAAGCUUGUCUGACAGUCUUCUUGUCAGGGCUUUCUUUUCUCCUGUUUGUCUUAAUGUUGUUAAGGUUAUGAUCCUACAUGUAGUUGGGAAUCAGCACUACUUACCUCAAUAGGGCUUAUUUCUAAGUAAAUACGCCUAGGAUCAAGUUGAAAGUUUGCAAUAGUCUUAGCGAAUGCUGCAUGUGAGCAGUAAGAUACUGGAAACCUGCUAGGCUCCAUGGCAGCUGUUUAAGAUGAGCCACCUGACUAUCUGUAUGUUUCAUGUGGAACUGUCUUCUUGAAACUAUGCCAAUAAAAAUAAUCCAGCCGC